AUGAAGGUGAACAACAAACGAAAGGCGAAUAAAGCACGUUCAGAUAUCGAUGAUAACGAAGACGUUGAUCCAUCAACAACUUUGUCAAAGAAAAUGCGUACAUCAGCAUAUACUAGCCGCCAAUCUCGGUCAACAGUCAGCGACAACAAUCAAGCAUUAACACCUUGCAAUAAUAAUAUCGAAUUGGCAUCACCAAGCAAUCCUAUUUUUGUGCUUCCAUUAAGCAGUAACAGAAUAUUACCAUCAUCGAAUGGUUUGCAACCUGAAUUAGCAUCGAGUAGCAAUAUUUUAUCUCCAUCGUUAUCAAACAACAAUGUGGAUACUUCACCACCAUCAGCAGGUAAUAUUUCGUCAUCAUUAUCAAAUUUGUUUACUACUUCAUCAAUACCAACGAAUAUUAUCAUGUCAAAUUCGUCAAAUGACCAAAAUAUUACAUUGCCACCAACAACAAAUGAUAAUAUGAUAUCAGCACCACCUGAUCACAUUUUAAAUCAACAAUCACAUAGCAACAAAUCAAAUAGUCGUAGGAAUGUGUCGAACGUUUGGCUGUAUGCAACGAAGAGUGAAGAUGGAAAAACAGCCACAUGUGGAAUAUGUGGUUUCACAUGUACUACUGCAUCUCAUUCAACCUCCACAAUCCGGUACCAUUUGAUUCGCCGACACAAUAAAGUGGAAUUGAUUAUUAAUUCAGAACCAGUUUCUGUGGAAAAAUCAGCUAUUUCCAAUCGUUUCAAGCAGGAGUUACAUAAUCUAUGUUACAAUGCCAUAGUCAUGGAUCAUCGACCAUUUAAUGAUUUACGAAAAAGAGGAAUUUCAUUGAUCUUCGACAAAUUAUGUCCAGGAUUUGUUCCACCUCAUCGUAAUCAAGUUUCGAUUCAACUACGACGUAUGUACAAUCAGCAAUAUCAAAUUUUAAAAGAAGAACUCAAAUUAAUCGAUCAUAUUGGUUUAACAUUGGAUUUUUGGUCCACACGUUCGGGAAUUUCCUGUCUUUGUAUUACUGGUCACUGGUAUAAUGAUACAGCUGAUUUUUUCUCCAAAAUUAUCCAUUUUUCAUCUUUUAAUGAACGACACACAGCCGUUAAUAUAGCUGGUUGUAUUAAACAAAUUCUUAUCGACUUGGAAAUAUAUGAAAAAAUUAUUAGCAUAACCUGUGAUGGUGGUGAAAAUUUGGUGGCUGCUUGUAGAAAACUUGACGUAUCUAUUAAACGUAUUUGGUGUUGCGCACAUAGGUUACAUUUAGUCGUGAUCAAUGCUUUAGGCUUCUGGAACAAAGAAAAGAAGGUGGGUGAUAAGCAAACAGUUGAUUUAUCGAGAGAAGUUCCACCAGCAACUGAUGAUGCUGUUUCUAAGCAACACGAAGAACUGAUGGAAACCAAUAUGUUCAAUUCACCUGAAACCGAUGCUUCUUUAUCGAAUGAAAUCGACGAUCAUGCAAUUAUUGAAGACGAUGUAGUUAUGUUUGGUGCUGCUGAUGAGUACAAAGAUAUCGAAAAUGCAGAAGAAUCUGAUCCGACAGUUGACGAUGACCCCAAUAUUGAAACACAAGAUCUUGAUCUAAUUCACGACAACUGGUCAACAAGCAUUGACACGAAUGUAAUUACUAUUGAUGUAGUUAAAUUAAAUAUGAAAAUAUUAAAGAAAUGUCGUUCAAUAGCCACAAUGUCAAGGAAAUCAUCUAUUAUAUCAAAUUUUCUUCGAUCAUUAUCAUUAAAUACAAUAAUAUCAAACGAUUGCAAGUCCAGAUGGAAUUCCACCUCUAAAUUAAUUGAUUCUGUUAUUAAAAAUAAAAAUUCAUUGAUUAAAUUAUUUCUCGAUAAACGCUCUUUGAAAUUACGCAAAGAACAAUUCGACAAAUUAAGUGAGAUCGAGUUAUCUAUUGAAGAUUGGGACUUCUUAACAUCACUCAGUCGUGUUUUGAAGCCGUUUGCAUGUAGUACUGUUAUGAUGUCUGGCAAGAACUAUCCAUCUAUUGGACUUGCUUACCAUGCAAUUCACAAGCUUAAAUCGUUUUGCGAAAGUGAAGGUGAAAAUGAACAUAUCAAAGAAUUAAAACAAUUAUUAUUGGAAAAAAUUUACAAAUAUUUCUGUUAUGAUCUGGAACAAUUCGAUCAUUUUCAGAAACAUGCAUAUUUCGAUCCAUGUGCACAUCUGAGUUUCAAUGAUGCUGAAAAAAAUCAAUGUGAAAAGUAUAUCAAAACUUUAAUACUAAACAAUAUUUAUCCUCGAAAGCGGAUGGGAUCAGAUUCAAUACAAACGGCAUCAUCAAUGGCUAUUGUUCCAACAUCUUCUCAACGGCAAAAUCUCGUUUUACAAGAUACAUCAUCGAAACAAUCCGCUUAUGAUGAAUUCCUUGCUGCUUGUGGUGAACAGGAUUUUACACAAGAAACUAUAAAGGAAAAGAGCACACGUAUUUCCCUUAAUGAUGAAUUGAAGUGGUUUCGAAUAGCUGUUCAAGAAUUUAAUUCAAAACACAAGCCUUCGACUAAAAGCGUACUUGAGUUUUGGAAAACUCAUUAUAUUCAAUUGCCACUGUUAUGGAAUUUAGCAAAGGUACACCUCGUUACAUCUGGUACAAGUGUGGCGAGUGAAAGUGCCUUUUCAUGCUCAGCAUAUGUUGCUCGUAAAGAGCGUGCUCGACUUUCUAUCGACAAUUUAGCUUUUUCAGUUUUCUUAAAGGACAAAUUAGAUAAACAGUGA
This is a messenger RNA of Adineta ricciae, 2700 nucleotides long. NCBI's taxonomy places the organism in Eukaryota, Metazoa, Rotifera, Eurotatoria, Adinetida, Adinetidae. The record is from the annotation of a GenBank genome assembly.